Folsomia candida is the source of this 1369-nucleotide messenger RNA. RefSeq lists its product as uncharacterized. The record is from RefSeq and is a predicted model, not a curated record. NCBI's taxonomy places the organism in Eukaryota, Metazoa, Arthropoda, Collembola, Entomobryomorpha, Isotomidae. Bases 30 to 1244 code for a protein of 404 amino acids. The transcript has 7 exons.
UUCACAGUGAAAUUCAGUGACUUUUUACAAUGCCGUACUCUAUAGUUCAUUUUGUUGAAACUGACGAGGUAGAAAUUAUCCCAAUCAAUUGGCUGUCAGCAAGUAAAAAUAAAUGUUGGUGGCCGCCGUACAAAUCUUCAGAACGCCAAUCGAAGGCCGUCAUGAAUGGGGACACGCCAAAUCAGCAAGUUUGGUUAUCGUUUGACGUAAAAGUUUUAGGCGGAGGCAAAAUAUUUGGUUCUUAUAAUCAAGCAAAAAAUAAUGUUGGAAAAGCAUUGGAAGAAACUGAUUCGGAAUUUGAGAGCGACUUGGAAGUAACUGGUCGAGGGCAACGACACAAGAAAACUGUUCAUCUACCACCGCCCGGCGACUCCGAUAGUGAAGAAGAACCGCCCAAAAUGAAGCAAAAUCGUUCUAUUCCCACGAAGACAAUACCGCCACCACCACAAUAUUUUAGUUUAGUGGGAGAGGGCUUGCAAUCAGAAAAGGAAGACGGCCACGAAUCAAGUUUACCAGGACCGAGUGACCCCCCAUCGCCAACUAAUUCACAGCAAUACCAAGGCACACUCUCUAGCGAGCAAGUUUUAUCUAGCUCUCACGAAUUGGAAAGCCGUUCGAUUCCUCAGGCAGAGGACAUUGAUACAACUUUCGGCAGAGAUAAUGGCACGUCACCAAACGCAGGAAAUUUAGAAUUCCAAAAGUGGAUGGUACGUCAAAUGAAUGUGAUGAAAGCCCAACUGCGACAACUACAGGAAAGCGUAGACGUUUUAGUGAGCAAUUACAAUUGGGGGACCAAGACGGGUGGUCGAAACGAAAAGUUUCCAGUGGGUUUAUUACCAGUGGAUGAUGAGUCUGACUUGAAGAAACUCGAGGAUUUCGCCAAGGCAUCAAGAAUCACAUUGAAUACAGAACUGCAGAAAGGCAUACGUGCGACCAAGGAUGUAAAGAUUGCUACACAGCGGAUACUAGCCAAGUUGCUGACAGAUAAGUAUGCAUCGUCAUACAACUGGAUUGGUUCAAGAGGACCGAAGUCACCUUUUUCAAAAUCAUGGAUGAAGCACAUUAUAUAUGAGGCAAUUCAAGGACUGGAAAACUUGGGCAACGCUGACGACGACGAGAUUUGGGAAGCAAUUAAAAAUUGGCUCAAAAAUUCCAACAAGCGUAUUGAAUCGGAUAGGAAAAAGUUGGAGAAGUCCAAUGCAGCUCUUCCAUUAAGAAAUACUGGACCAGAAUCAGACAAUUGAUUUUUUUCACAAUUUUUUAUUGUUAUUUGGAUUUAAACCUUUAUGUAAUGUUAAUGGUCAGUAAUAAAUCAUAAUUCCCGCAUCUAAUUUGCAAAUAAAUCUCGUGUUCUGAACGUAUAAUUUCA